AUGGUGUUCGGACCCAGUGGCUCCUGUGACCCCUCCUCUGUUGACCUGGGACCCUUGGAGAAAAUCAUGAUGAAGGAGAGCGUCCAUCUCCUGCCUGCCAAGGUCAGGACGGCCCAGUGGUCCUGCAGCUCCGUCCUGCACAGCGAAAAUCUGCCCAAUUUGAAAAGGUGGAAUCCUAAAGCCUGGAUAAAUAACAGAAACAGUGUUUCAAUCGCGCGAUAUCUGAUGACAUAUGAGCUGAGAAAACGAUCCGACAUCAACAGACCGAACUCAUCACCACAGACCAGCAUCAUCCCUCUUAUCAGAGUUCCCUCAAACUGUCAGAGGGAUAUCAACUUGUUGACCUUUGACCCUGAUGGAGAUAAUGUUCAAUGCAGAUAUGGAUCCAAUCCCAGUGACUAUGAGUGCUACACCUGCACAGCACCGUCUGUCCUCAGUGUCUCAUCAGCUUGUUCUCUAUCAUUCAGUCCAACUAACAGCAGCAAUGAAGGUUCAUAUGCAGUUCAGCUGAUGAUGGAGGAUUUUCCCAGAUGGUCAAUCACUUUGACUCAUUAUAAUGGUUCAACUUAUUCAUGGAGCCCCAGCAACUUCAUGAGCCAAAUCUCUGUCCAGUUUGUUUUCAAAGUGGAUCCUGCAGCUCCGUCCUGCACAGCAGGUGAAUAUCUGCCCAGGUUUCUGCCUCCAACUCCUGAACAUGGAGCUCAGUUCUUCAUAGACCUUGAUGAGACGAUAGAAAUCAGCAUCAGAGCAGAGGCGACUCAGUCUGUGAUCACUGGGAUCCAGUUCAAUGGACCGCUCAACAUGGCCAAGAGUUCAUCUGGUUCAGGAAAUUUCACCCUGAGAUGGACGCCGUCUUUCAGUCAAAAUGAUGAUAAUGAAAGUCAUCCCAUCUGUUUUGCUGUCCAGGCAACUGCCUCCAGUUCUGUCUACCAGUCUGAGCUUCGAUGCGUCAUUGUGAGGGUUGGAAACAUACCUUUCAUAGCGACUCCAUCUCCUCCUCCUAAAACAUCUCAUGUUAAGGUUGUGAAGCUGAAGAUCAAGACUUCGAUGUCACUGAAAGACAAACAAGAUGAACUGGAGAAAGCGAUUCAAGAUCAACUGAUUACAGGAGGGCUGCCUGCAGACAUAAAGGUUCACCUGCUAAGCUUCGGUAUAGCUAAUAAAACAGCUGCCCCCUAGUGGCCAAACAGGAGAAUGAAUCUGAUCCCUGCAGGAAAUUUGAUUUAAUCUUCUUGUAUAUUUUAAAUACUUCAGGGAGUUUUGGUUGUUUUCAGUAAUUUAGUCUGUCAAUAGUUUUUUUUU
Messenger RNA from Poeciliopsis prolifica (blackstripe livebearer), 1302 nucleotides. RefSeq lists its product as uncharacterized. NCBI's taxonomy places the organism in Eukaryota, Metazoa, Chordata, Actinopteri, Cyprinodontiformes, Poeciliidae. The transcript has 12 exons. The record is from RefSeq and is a predicted model, not a curated record. The coding region runs from base 1 to 1179 and encodes 392 amino acids.